CGCCCCCCCGUCUGUGGCCGCGUGCCCUGGGCCCGCCCCGGGGGAGAGCGCGGAGAGGUGGCUCUUGCUGCAGUCACGCUUGGUGCUUCCGCCUCUCCCCCUGCUGCUCUGGCCGGUCACGCUGCUGCAGGUCGGCGCCGAUACUCUCGGUCCGGGCGCUUCUCCGCCGGGCCGGGGGAUUGGCUCUGCGACCGCUUCGUCCCAGAAUGCAGCGCAUGGCGCGUCAUUGAAGAGAGACCAUGAUGGCGGCGGCCGUGGCUGCGGGGGGGGCUCCUGAGGUGAUCGCCCAGCUGGAGAACGCGGCCAAAGUGCUCAUGGCACCACCUUCCAUGGUCAAUAAUGAACAACGCCAGCAUGCCGAGCACAUAUUCUUAUCAUUUAGAAAAUCAAAAUCACCAUUUGCUGUUUGCAAGCAUAUUUUGGAAACUAGUAAAGUGGACUAUGUCCUUUUUCAAGCUGCCACAGCAAUAAUGGAAGCAGUUGUGCGAGAAUGGAUUCUCUUGGAAAAAAGUAGCAUCGAGUCACUGCGAACAUUCCUUUUAACCUAUGUCUUACAAAGGCCUAACCUUCAAAAGUAUGUUCGGGAGCAGAUUCUAUUAGCAGUAGCAGUAAUAGUGAAACGAGGAUCAUUAGACAAAUCGAUUGACUGCAAAAGCAUUUUCCAUGAAGUCAGCCAGUUGAUAAGCAGUGGUAACCCCACUGUGCAAACUUUGGCCUGUUCCAUUUUAACGGCUUUGUUGAGUGAGUUCUCAAGUUCAAGUAAAACCAGCAACAUUGGACUAAGCAUGGAGUUCCAUGGUAACUGCAAACGAAUAUUUCAGGAGGAUGACCUUCGGCAGAUCUUCAUGCUAACAGUAGAGGUACUACAGGAAUUCAGCAGACGUGAAAACCUCAAUGCUCAGAUGUCUUCAGUGUUUCAGCGUUAUCUUGCACUAGCCAAUCAGGUCUUAAGCUGGAACUUUCUUCCUCCAAAUUUGGGCAGACAUUAUAUAGCUAUGUUUGAAUCCUCACAAAAUGUGAUGCUAAAGCCAACAGAGUUGUGGCGUGAAACCCUCCUGGACAUCAGAGUUAUGGAGCUUUUCUUUACAGUACAUCGAAAAAUCAGAGAGGAUACAGAUAUGGCACAAGACUCUCUACAGUGCCUAGCACAGCUAGCUUCUCUGCAUGGGCCAGUCUUUCCUGAUGAAGGUUCACAAGUUGAUUAUCUGGCACAUUUCAUUGAAGGAUUACUGAAUACUAUCAAUGGAGUUGAAAUAGAGGACUCUGAAGCAAUGGGAAUCUCCAGUGUUUUCAGCAACCUGAUAACUGUGUUUCCUCGCAAUGUUUUAACUGCCAUUCCAAAUGAACUUUUCUCUUCAUUUGUUAACUGCCUCACACACCUCACCUGUUCUUUUGGGAGAAGUGCUGCACUGGAAGAAGUGCUUGACAAAGAUGACAUGGUAUACAUGGAGGCAUAUGAUAAAUUGCUGGAAUCCUGGCUUACCUUGGUACAAGAUGACAAACAUUUCCACAAAGGCUUCUUUACCCAACAUGCUGUUCAGGUUUUUAAUUCUUAUAUUCAGUGCCACCUAGCUGCUCCUGAUGGUACAAGGAAUUUGACUGCCAAUGGUGUAGCCUCUCGGGAGGAAGAAGAAAUAAGUGAACUGCAGGAAGAUGAUCGAGACCAGUUCUCUGACCAGCUGGCCAGUGUAGGCAUGCUAGGAAGAAUUGCUGCAGAACACUGUAUACCUCUUCUUACAAGUUUAUUAGAAGACAGAGUGACAAGGCUCCAUGGUCAGUUACAAAGACAUCAGCAGCAGUUACUUGCCUCACCAGGAUCAGGGUCAAUUGACAAUAAAGUGCUUGAUGAUCUGUAUGAGGAUAUUCAUUGGCUUAUUUUAGUCACAGGCUACCUCUUAGCUAAUGAUACUCAGGGAGAGACUCCAUUAAUACCUCCAGAAGUAAUGGAAUAUUCCAUUAAGCAUUCAACUGAGGUUGACAUCAAUACAACACUUCAGAUCCUGGGAUCUCCAGGAGAAAAGGCCUCUUCCAUCCCAGGGUACAACAGAACUGAUUCUGUAAUUAGGUUAUUAUCUGCUAUUCUAAGAGUUUCAGAAGUAGAAUCUCGAGCAAUAAGGGCGGAUCUAACACACCUUCUGAGUCCACAAAUGGGAAAAGAUAUUGUAUGGUUUCUUAAGCGUUGGGCAAAGACCUAUCUCCUAGUGGAUGAAAAACUGUAUGACCAGAUAAGUCUACCAUUUAAUACAGCAUUUGGUGCAGACACAGAGGGUUCCCAGUGGAUUGUGGGUUACCUCUUAGAAAAAGUAAUCAGUAACCUGGCAGUCUGGAGUUCUGAGCAGGACCUUGCAAAUGACACUGUACAGUUGCUAGUAACAUUAGUGGAAAGGAGAGAGAGGGCAAAUUUAGUAAUUCAGUGUGAGAAUUGGUGGAAUUUAGCUAAGCAGUUUGCGAGGCGAAGCCCACCUCUUCACUUUUUGUCCAGUUCUGUGCAGAGAACACUAAUGAAAGCUCUAGUUUUAGGAGGUUUUGCUCAUAUGGACACAGAUACAAAACAGCAAUACUGGACAGAGGUUCUUCAGCCACUUCAGCAGCGAUUCUUGAAUGUGAUAAAUCAAGAAAACUUUCAACAGAUCUGUCAAGAGGAGGAGGUGAAACAAGAAAUCACUGCCACACUAGAAGCACUUUGUGGCAUUGCUGAGGCUACCCAGAUAGAUAAUGUAGCAAUACUCUUUAACUUUCUGAUGGACUUCCUUACCAAUUGCAUUGGAUUAAUGGAGGUGUACAAAAACACACCAGAGACUGUUAACCUCAUAAUAGAAGUUUUUGUUGAAGUUGCACAUAAACAAAUAUGCUAUCUCGGAGAGUCCAAAGCCAUGAAUUUGUAUGAGGCCUGCCUGACUCUACUUCAAGUAUAUUCCAAGAAUAAUUUAGGUCGGCAGCGAAUAGAUGUUACAGCAGAAGAGGACCAAUACCAGGAUCUUCUUCUUAUUAUGGAGCUUCUUACUAACCUUCUGUCAAAAGAAUUUAUAGAUUUCAGUGAUACAGAUGAAGUAUUUAGAGGACAUGAGCCAGGACAAGCUGCAAAUAGAUCGGUGUCAGCAGCAGAUGUAGUCUUAUAUGGGGUUAAUCUAGUUCUGCCAUUAAUGUCACAGGAUCUGCUGAAAUUUCCAUCUCUGUGUAAUCAGUACUACAAAUUAAUCACCUUCAUCUGUGAGAUAUUUCCUGAGAAAAUUCCUCAGCUUCCAGAAGACCUUUUUAAGAGCCUAAUGUACUCAUUGGAGUUAGGGAUGUCAUCGAUGAGUUCUGAGGUUUGCCAACUCUGUCUGGAAGCUUUAACACCAUUAGCAGAACAGUGUGCAAAAGCACAGGAAACAGACUCAUCACUAUUUCUAGCAACAAGGCACUUUCUUAAGAUGGUCUUUGAUAUGCUGGUACUACAAAAGCACAAUACAGAGAUGACAACUGCAGCAGGUGAAGCAUUCUACACAUUAGUGUGUUUGCAUCAGGCUGAAUAUUCAGAACUAGUUGAAACAUUACUAUCAAGUCAACAAGAUCCAGUCAUUUACCAGCGGUUAGCAGAUGCAUUCAACAAGCUUACUGCAAGCAGCACUCCUCCUUCACUGGACCGUAAGCAGAAGAUGGCCUUCCUAAAGAGUUUAGAAGAAUUUAUGGCAAAUGUUGGUGGACUCCUCUGUGUAAAAUAAACAACAACAAAACUCUAUGCCUAAUUUAGACCCUUUCUGCAAAAUGCACUGAGAAAUGCUGAAAGCUGACUAAACCUUGUACCUGUUUCUGGGUUCUUUGCAGCCAUCUCAGAUUUUAGAGAGCCUGGAAGUUUGAUAUAACACAGUUGAAUAGGAGAGGUCAACUUUGAAUCAGCUUCUGCUAUUGUGUUACUCACAAUCUGUCAUUACUUGUAUGUUGUAGAGAAUGAACAACAAAUUGAAAUUUAAAAGAAAAUUCCAUAUAUGUGCAAACAGAUAUGGGCACAGUGAAAAAUAGUGCCUUUUCCCCAUUAGCUUAAAACAUAAGUGGCUGGACAAACUUUUAAAGAUUUUUUUUUCUUGAAAACAAUAUUAGAGUAUGAUGUAGACACAUACAAAACUGUAAACAGUGUAGCUGAUUGAAGCUUUAUGUUUUCUCUCUGAAGAUUGAGUUUAUGAUCGAAGGGAAAAACACCAAAUGGUAUUUUUUAACUUGUGUUUAGUUUUGUUUUUCUACAUCACCUGAUGUUGCAUGUUUUAUGUAAUACAGGUUUCUACAUUAUAUUCUGCUGCCUAAAGUUCAGAAGGAAAAAGGUGUAUAUUUUUGUUCCCCUAAAAUGAACUUUAGGAACUGUAGCCAUUUCAUUGCCUUAAUUUAAAACAAAACAAAAAAAAGUGAUAUACUUUAGACAAGAAAUCUAAGGCAACAUUUGAGUCUUCAGAGUUGGUUCAGGAUGUUGGCAUUAAGCUGCUGUGUACCUGUUGCAGCCCUUUGUUGACCUGUUAUGUUGGGGUGUGACUCUAAUGCAACAUUCAUGUGUAGUUUUACUUUCACUAUCUGUUUUAAUCCACAUCCAAGUCGCGCACAGCUGCAACGUAUUUCUACACUGAACUGUUUGCUUAAGCAAUAACAAUUCAAAGGGUGUAAAUUAUUGAUUUAUACAAACUGUUUUUAAGUUGGGGCAUUAGAUAAAAUAAUUAUGCUAGACUAGGGGUUUCAAACUCUAUUUUACCCAAGGGCCAUAUACAUUUGAUUCAAGGGUUGGAAAGAUCAUUAGGAUUUGUGGUGAUUUUUUUCCACCACCACCUCCAGAUUUGUGGUGCUCUCCUCUGCUCUUACUCAGUUUUGUGUGUCAGCACUUGAGCAGUUAAGAUGUACAUACCUUUCAUCCUGCCAACUGAUAGACGGAUAUAGUGGAACAACAAGGGAGAGUAACACAAGAAUACGGAAGCAAGGCAUACUUUGCCAGUAGUCAUAAACCUGACAAAACUGAGGCAAACGCACAUUCUGCAUGCCAGAUAAAAUUGCUUUUUGUGAGGGGUGUGGGUGGGGAAGAAUUUGGCCCUUGGGCCUUGUGCUUGAUACCUCUGCUAAAUUGUGCUGUUGAAUGUUUUCCAUGUGGUUUUUACAUUUAUAUAAAACGUACAGUAUAUACACCUUUACAGUGCUGUGUAUAGCAUCAUGUUUGCAACUCUGUGCCAUCCUUCAGCUGUUCAUCUCAAAACCAAUCAUAUUACCCAAAAUGGCAUAAGUCUGUAGCACUGUGCUAGUCAUAUUGAUUCAAGACGUACUUUUUGAGUUAAAUUCAUGCAUGUAACAAUGUGACUGGAAUACAAGGGCAGAAAGUGCCAUCUUUUCAACAGAAUUUUUUCACUUUUAUUUUAAUCCACUGUUAAUAUGAAAACUGGGCUGGAGCAAACAUACACUUUAAAAGGUAACCAUAAAAUUUGUUGGACAACAUCCCUUCACAGUUAAUAUUGUAUAUCGUCUAUUUGAACAUAUUUUUAGUAAUAUUUGCAAGACAGGGAAUUGUCUUCAAAUUCAUUCCUAGAAACCCUAUCGCUUUCCUUAAGAGAUUUCUUGUGUGUGCAAAAAACUACUCUUGCACUAGUGAUGGGGAAUUACCAUUGUAUCCUUCUGCAUUAUUCCAUCUUUCUUCCAAUUGUUCCAGCAAAUGGAUGACAAAUUUAUUGGAGCUGCUUUUAAAGUUCAUGUCUGAGUUUUUACUUUUUAUAAAAGUAAGUGUCUUCAAAACAUAGGCCUUUGGCUGAAGGGCAUUAAGUCCUAGAAACAUGAGCAACAGUAAUAAUUGCUAAUCUUCCUGGUAAUACCAAGAGUUGAACCUCUGGGGCAGAUUCUUCUAAGGGAUAAUGACAAAUAUUUUUAUUUUUUCUGGUUCUUAUUGAUUAAGAGUAAUAACCACUGUCAUAACAAAUGGCUCCAAUAUUUUCAGAACUACUUUAUUUACCUCAGUAUGAACUUCUAAAUUUUUAUAAACUAUGGAAAUUUGGGAAUUCCCUAGAAUAAUUAAGUCAGCAAUAAAUCAGCCUACUAAUUUGUUAACAUUCAAACAAUAUAGUACACCUACCAAUUACCUCUUAGAUGAAUCUGGCCCAUUGUGUGUUUGAGACAACUGACACAAUGUAGCUGUUUUCGUAGCUACAUUGAUGUUCAAAAAUUGUCAAAGAUUACUUAAAAUGUUAUGUUUGUUUGCUCUUUCAUUUUAAACAUGUUUUAUGUUAAAGGGACACUGUCCAGUGUUUUUAAUUUGCAAUUUUUUAACUUUGUCAUAUAUAUCUCAUAAGCUUGACAACAUAUUUUUCCUAUUUUUGUUUUUUUUUCCUUUCAUGUCAGAAUGUUAAACAUUGAUCUUCCCAUCCCAUCUAGUGUUUCUUAUAGAGCAAAUGCAAAGAUAUUUCUGCAUGCUUGUGUAACAACCUCAUAGAUGUCACUAAAGUUCUGGGAAUACGUUUUUGUUAAGUUCUGGCCUUUCUGCUGGCCGUUUCAGUACCUAAACUACUUGAUCACACACUCUUCUUAAAGACAGCCUUCAAUGAGAUUCUUUGAAACUCAGCCACUAAGAGCAAGAUCCGAAGUCUAUACAACAGACUCCCAAUGACUUCAGGGGACUUUGAAUCAGGUCCUAACCUUCUGUUUAGAGACACUGAUGUGAUUAACAUCACUGCAUUGAGUUUCCACUCACUGUACAAAGUGAAUAAUGCUUUUUAAAAAUUGUCAAAUUAAAAAAAAAAGGCAUAGAGAAAUCAAAUUGAUUUAAUUAUAAACCAUGUAUCAUAACUGUACUAUAUUUUUGUCAAAACUUAAGAUGAUUUUUUACCAAAAUAGAUUGCUUAUCACAGUGUCUUAAUUCUCAGGUUAGAGAUCCAAAUAAUUUUUCUCUUCCCUGCACCUCCCCUUCUUUUUGGUUUAAACAAUAAUUUCUAGCUUCAGGGUUUCCCAACCCCACACAGCUACAGUUUAGCACUAACCUAACUACUUCCCUAUGCUUCAACCCACUAGAGGCUAGAGUCCUGUAAACAAAGGGUAUCUGGUUGGGUAAUGAAAUACAAGGACUGGGGGAACAGAGGUCCAUGCGGAUUAGGGAGGGAUGGUGUUCACUGAACCUCCACUUCCAGGCCUCAUUACAUCUUAAUUAUCUCCUGUAAAUCGCAUAGGAAGUCUGUUUAAUGUGGUACCUAAUUGGCAAGAAGUUUUCUCCUUGAGUGAUAAAGGACUUUGUUUUCCUCAGAAUUUGGAAAAAACUGUUUCCUCUGUGCAUCUAAAUCCUGCUAAUCAAGUAUGUCCGAGAUUUGAAUUUGGGUCUUCUGCCCGAUAGUGUGUAGCACUUACCUAAGCCACAAUUUUUAAAACAUGCCUUGUUUUAAACGUUUAGCUGGAUAUCACCCUAUAUGUUAUUUAAACCAUAUGGUUUUAGAGAACAAGCUUGGUCCAAAAUGUCGAUUGCAUUUCUUAAAUCUAAUUAUAAAGAAAUCAUCUUAAUUAAAAUUAAAAUAAAUUUAGUACUUCUAUUAUAAAACAUUUUAUAUAAUUGAAACUGAAAUGACUUAGUCACCUUUUAAAAUAAAGGUGUGGUUUUUUUUUUAUGAGAAUGGUCAAAUGGACUGAGCACAAGAGAGGAAGACAAACUCCUAAAUUCUAACACCAGAUUUGCCACUAACUUUCCCUGUGGCCUUGGACAUGUCAUUUAAAUUCUCUCUCUCUGUUUCCGCAUCUGUACAACUAAGAAUACUUACAUACCUCAUGGGGUGUUGUGAGGAUUAGCUGAAAUCUAUAAAAUGUUUUGAAGAUCUAAAAUGCUAUCUAAGUGCUAAAAAAUUUUCAUUUUACUGCUUAUGUAAGGUGGAAGAUUGACCACACUGAAAAUUGAAGUGCUUUGUACCCAUAAGACAGAUACAGCACAGGCAGCAGUAGUACUGCAGUAUUUCACAGUAAUAACACCUGCUGUAAAAUUUAGUUGCUUGGAUUGCUACUGUCAAAUAGGGUCUUUUUUUUUUUUUUUUAAUUAAGGGAAGCUUCCCUACCAGUGUGCCUCUCAGUUCUGUUCUAAAGAGUGAGAUGGUGGUAGUUUCUGUGCUAACUCAGUCUUUGGUGUCUCUACUGAAAUUGCCAGCAAUGGUGCCAAUUACAGUAGUAUUUGCUUUUUGGGGGGAGGAGGGGCAGUAUGACCAUGAACAACUAGCUUGAUUAGGAACUAAAAUUACUGGCUCAAUUUUACAAGGUCCCUGUCUGUGCUGGUGAGAGAAACAGUGGUCAGUGUACCAUGUGAUUUAAUGAAUCAGCUUCUAGCAUGUUUAGAUCCUGUCUGCUGUGGUUGGGAAAAACAAGAUAAUGUUUUCUAACAAGCACAAUGUGGUUUAUUAGUGAAGUGUUAACAUGAUUUCCCUGGCCAGGAUAAACACAGUCAUAAGUUAUCAGUUAAUUGUUAGAAUCUUUCUCACUAGAGUUUUUUGUGGUUGUGCCCUAGGAAUCAAGGCAUGAGCCUUCCAUUCUGCUCAAUGGACCAAGAUUCUACUUUUCCACCACCACCCCUUUUUUUUCUCUCCAUUUUUUAUAACUUCUGUCACACCACACUCUUUUGAAAAGUUUAGAAUAUAUUGGUAGAUGACCCUCAUCUCUUCAAAUGAUAGAUGUUACCUCCACUAUAUUCCCAUCCACUGUGCCUGAUGGUGGCUAAAAUCGUUCCUGAGCCCAGUUUUCAUGACACUGCAAUCUGCCAUUGGAUUAUUCUGGAUUUUACAACUAGGAAAAUAUAAAAUAUCUUAUUUAGUUGAUCCCUUUGUACAAAAUAAGGAACCUCUAUGCAGUGAACUUGCAGUUUUAUGGUGACAAAUGUCAGUCAGUCUCUGUGUAAAUAUUGUAAUUUUUAAGAAGACUGUUUCAAGUUUAAAUACAGGGAUUGAAGUGCUAGUUAAUUUCAAGUAUAAUUUUACCUGGACAUAGUUGAACUUUACUGUUGAAGGUAUGAAGUUGCAUAAUACUACUUCACAUAUUGCAGCAAUAAGAACUUAGGAAACAAAUGGCUAUGUAAUCAAGCCUUGUCACAAACUAAUUUCCAAUUUUAAAAUGAACACUUUAUGUAUUUUUUAACAUCCGUAAAUGGGGGAGGGUAACAUUUUCCACUAAAGAUUUUUGUUACAUUUUGUUUUGGCCAUGUGUGAUUUGUGUGUAUUCUUGUUUGAUAUUUUUUCUAGUAUUUAACUUGCAUUCAAGCCCUCAAAUAGGUGUUUGUUGUACAGUCAUAUAAUAGAAACAGAAUAUUAUGAAAUCACAAAUCAAAUUUUGCUCUUGAUUACAUCAGUGCAAAUUGGGGGUAAAUCAACUGAAGUUAAUGGAAUAGCUCUAGAUUUACGUCAACAUAACUUGGAGCAGGAAUUUGGUCCUAAAUAUCCAAAAAUGCAAAUAGGAUAGAUGGUACACAGUAAAACAAGUAUUCAGUAUCUUCAUCAAGAGGGGGAAGGGACAAAUGUAAAAUACAGUUGCCCCCCAAAAGCAUGUAAUGAAUUUUCAGUUACAUACUGCAUAUGAACAGAAAUUGGUGAUCUAGAAAUCUGUAUUCAUCCUGAACAUCUAAACAGUUUAUUUCACUUCUUGGCACUGAAAUGUUUUCCAAACUUUAUCCUUCUGCUGUGGCACAUAAAGUUACAUCUACAUAUAUGUUACAGAUGCCUUUCAGAAAUGUUCAGUUAGCGGCUUUGGUUUCUCAUGUGCUGUAAGCUAAUUGUAUUUGGGUUAAUCAAGAGCUACUCUGAAUCUUUCCCCUUUCUCCUCUGCUCAUUUAAAUGUUCCAAAUAACCGCUUCACAAACCCUGAAAGUAAAAUUACACUACAGCUUGCUAUAUCUUGACUAUGUAUCACUUUAAACUUACUGGCUUCAGAAGUACAAUUAUGACCACAAUAGCUAUAUAUUGGCCUGUUUUAGUCCAGUGAAAGCCUGGGUAAAAGAGAGAAGCGUUUUAAGUAGUUUAGAGCAAAUCUCAGAGAGCAACUGACAAUUUUAAAGCAGCAGCGUAUCAAAGAGCCUUUCGUGUAGAUAUUGAGUUAAUCUGCUUUACGUUAACAAAUGAGGUCUGGAAUAAACUUGAAUGAUUUGGGUACAAAGCCUUUAUUCACACUUAUUUGUGUAAGUGUAUGCACAAAAAAUUUCAUUUUGCCUUUAUGUACUACUUGCCUUGACUGUGCAUUGUAGAUUUCUUAAAUUCAAUAGCUUCCCUCCGGCCCCCCAGUUGCCAUUUGUUGUAAACAAAAAUGUUUGAAACAGUCUUCCCAGUGAAAUGAUUUUAUCAGCUAUGUUUUAAAGAUCAGCAAGACAAAGCUGAAAUUAGCUAGUGAGAACAAACAAAAAUCUGCAAUCGUGAUUUGAAAAAAUAUUAAGUUAAUCUUUAAAAAUAAAUAAGUCACUGAAUUUGUUAUCCAAUUUCAUCUUGGUGGGAUAAGGAAACAUUGGAAUUUAAAUUAAGCACAUUUUUUAAAAACACAAAAGACACGUUUUGGAAUUGCAUUGGAGAUCUGCAUUCAAAAAUAGCAUCAUAGGAAGGCUGAUACUGCCAAAACAAUUAUCAUUAAGUAAAUAUUUCUAGUUAAUAGUAGUAAAACCUAUUUCUGGGUAAUACAGUAGUCAAAUUAUUCUCAGAUAAUACUGCAACUAUAAAUUGUGAUUUGUUACUAAUCACAAUGCUUACUUCCAUUCACAUAUUUAAGCCUCAUGAAACAACUGUUUUCAACUUAAAAUCUGUUAAUGCAGUCAAAUUAUUUUUAAUUGCCUUUACAAAUUAGCAGGGUAAUAUAGUAGCUUUGCAUAUCAUGUGUCUUUUCCCCCCCAGCAACUGGCCUUCGGGGUUACUAGUUAUUGUUGCAAACGAGUAGACAUUACAAACUUUAUUAGCUUUAUCUCAGUCGUUGGUAUUAUUGGUAAUAGAUACCAGUUGGGACUAUGCUAUGUCCCACCACAUAUCUGUUGCUGAAUUUGGUAUUUACUGCAUGGAAAGAAGUCAUCACAAUAAACCCAGCAAAAGCUUAUUGAUUUGAAAGCUACCUUCAGAUCUGUUGUUCUAAUAAGUUGCCAGGACACUCAAUAUUUUUAGUACUGUAUCCACGUUCCUUAAUUCUUGGUUUAUGCCAAUGCUCUUUAGUGGCAUUUUGUUACUUCAAACCAUUGUUGUAAUUGCUAAAAACACCAUUUGAAGUCUUUGGAAGAUCACUGAUGUCCUCUCACAAGAUCAACACUAUACUGGGAAGGCUUACAUUCUUCUGCCAUUCGAAAGAAAGACUGUUCUUCUAAAGUACUUUUUGCCUGCCUUCAGGCUUUUAUGCACUUUCAUGAUUUCUUAAAAACUGCUGUUGAAAAUGUACUGUAUCUUGCAUAUGGAUUUUGAUAAGUGCACAUGUAUUUAAAUAUUAACUCACUCAGACUCAGGAAAACAAGAAAAAUUAGAUACCUGUUUUGUAUCUUGGUUAAAAUGUUUGUUACCUACAUCCUUUAAGGUGGCCAGAUCAUGUCUAGAUCCCAUGAGUGUAAUUGUAUUUAAUUACUAGUGUAAUCUGUAAAAGAAGGGCAGUGUAGUUGGAAUUUAUGGAAACUUCUGUCUGUCUUACUUUUGUUAGACCUAUAGUCUGAAUUGGAGUUUUUAAAAAAAAAUCCCAUUUUCAGAAAAAUAUCUAUUUUUUCCAUAACAUUAGUUUAUUUCUAUUUGCUUCCUCCUCUUAAAAAGAAAGUAUGAAAUAAGUGCAGAGGUAUCUGUAGGAAAACUUGUGUAAAAUGUGCUGCUGUACAAAAUGUUUGCUACUUGACUGCAUUUUUGUUCCACUUUAAUUUUACUGGUUUUGCUAAAUAUAUUUUAUAUAUUUUUCUUCCUG
This is a messenger RNA of Chrysemys picta bellii (western painted turtle), 11859 nucleotides long. It is a transcript of the gene XPO4, whose product is annotated as exportin 4. Gene Ontology annotation, molecular function: nuclear export signal receptor activity. The record is from RefSeq and is a predicted model, not a curated record. Gene Ontology annotation, cellular component: cytoplasm; nuclear pore. Gene Ontology annotation, biological process: protein export from nucleus. NCBI's taxonomy places the organism in Eukaryota, Metazoa, Chordata, Testudines, Emydidae.